AUGGGCCCCUCCCAUCCUGCACUCCCACCCAUGACAAAGCUUGGCCUGUGGUGGCUCCUUCUGAUGCCAGCAGUGUCAGAGCAGCGAGCCCCCCACACCCAAGCCGAGGAUCGCCUCUUCAAACACCUCUUUAGGGGCUACAACCGCUGGGCACGGCCAGUGCCCAACACCUCGGACGUGGUCAUCGUGCGCUUCGGGCUGUCCAUCGCCCAGCUCAUCGAUGUGGAUGAGAAGAACCAAAUGAUGACCACCAACGUCUGGCUAAAGCAGGAGUGGAGUGACCACAAGCUGCGCUGGAACCCGGCCGAGUUCGGAAACAUCACAUCCCUCCGAGUCCCUUCGGAGAUGAUCUGGAUCCCUGACAUUGUCCUCUACAACAAUGCAGAUGGGGAGUUUGUGGUGAACCACAUGACCAAGGCCCACCUCUUCUCCACGGGCACCGUGCACUGGGUGCCCCCGGCCAUCUACAAGAGCUCCUGCAGCAUCGACGUCACCUUCUUCCCCUUCGACCAGCAGAACUGCAAGAUGAAGUUCGGCUCCUGGACAUACGACAAGGCCAAGAUUGACCUGGAGCAGAUGGAGCAGACCGUGGACCUGAAGGACUACUGGGAGAGCGGCGAGUGGGCGAUCGUCAACGCCACAGGCACGUACAACAGCAAGAAGUACGACUGCUGCGCCGAGAUCUACCCCGAUGUCACCUACUACUUUGUCAUCCGGCGCCUGCCCCUCUUCUACACCAUCAACCUCAUCACCCCCUGCCUGCUCAUCUCCUGCCUCACCGUGCUGGUCUUCUACCUGCCCUCCGACUGCGGCGAAAAGAUCACACUGUGCAUUUCUGUGCUGCUCUCGCUCACUGUCUUCCUCCUGCUCAUCACCGAGAUCAUCCCCUCCACCUCCCUGGUCAUCCCGCUCAUUGGCGAGUACCUGCUCUUCACCAUGAUCUUCGUCACCCUGUCCAUCGUCAUCACCGUCUUUGUCCUCAAUGUCCAUCACCGCUCCCCCAGCACCCACAACAUGCCCCACUGGGUGCGAGUGGCCUUUCUGGGCUGUGUGCCCCGGUGGCUUCUGAUGAAACGGCCUCUGCCACCCUUGGAGCUCUGUGGCUCCCCAGAUCUGAAGCUUGGGCCCUCCUACCACUGGCUGGAGACCAACAUGGAUGCACAGGAGAGGGAAGAGGAAGAGGAGGAAGAGGAAGACCAGUGGGUGUCGUCCCCCUCCGUGGGUGUCCUCUACAGCCACGGCGAUCUGCACCAAAGGGCCUCAGGUCCCAAGGUGGAGGCCCCAUUGCAGAAGGGUGGGCGCCUGCUGUCACUUCGCAUGCAGAAGGCGCUGGAAGGCGUGCACUAUAUUGCUGAUCACCUGCGGUCUGAGGAUGCUGACUCUUCAGUGAAGGAAGACUGGAAGUAUGUGGCCAUGGUGAUUGACAGGAUAUUUCUCUGGCUGUUCAUCAUCGUCUGCAUCCUGGGGACCGUGGGACUGUUCCUUCCCCCGUUCCUGGCUGGAAUGAUCUGAUUUCCUAUCCCUGGCUUUGGCU
Molecule: messenger RNA, 1534 nt
Organism: Miniopterus natalensis
Lineage: Eukaryota; Metazoa; Chordata; Mammalia; Chiroptera; Miniopteridae
Gene: CHRNA2
Product: cholinergic receptor nicotinic alpha 2 subunit
Biological process (GO): monoatomic ion transmembrane transport
Cellular component (GO): postsynaptic membrane
Molecular function (GO): acetylcholine-gated monoatomic cation-selective channel activity; transmembrane signaling receptor activity
Source: RefSeq, a predicted model, not a curated record